Messenger RNA from Suillus subalutaceus, 1979 nucleotides. RefSeq lists its product as uncharacterized. NCBI's taxonomy places the organism in Eukaryota, Fungi, Basidiomycota, Agaricomycetes, Boletales, Suillaceae. Gene Ontology annotation, cellular component: cytoplasm. The transcript is spliced from 8 exons. The coding region runs from base 48 to 1718 and encodes 556 amino acids. The record is from RefSeq and is a predicted model, not a curated record. Gene Ontology annotation, molecular function: ubiquitin-protein transferase inhibitor activity.
CACCUGAUCCCGAUCGCAACUGCGAACUACUAUGAAUCGCUGCAUCAAUGUCUCUAAACUCCAAGGAUACCUUGCUCAAGGCGCUACAACUGUCGCCUGACCUUAACGAUGAGGCAAUUGGCAGAGACAUCUCCGCCAUAAUAACAGUUGCGGUUGACGAUGAAACACACCAGCCAUCUCUCAAGACUGUAUACGAUAAUAUUCUUCAAUAUAAUGGGGGUCCGGCCCUUCUUGAACCCCUCGACGUCCUGCCUGAUCUCCUUCGGUGCCACCGUAAAGAGGCUGUUGACCUCAUUAGCUUGAUUUCUGAAAACAGCAGCCCGAAGGAGGUGUUGAUUGUCAUCCAGGAAACUCUGGAACAGCUAACCCAGCUAGCCCGUGAAGAUGAAGAUGAAGAUGAAGAUGAAGCUGAAGAGGAGCAUGUUCCUGGAUCUGUCCAGUGCCUUAUCAACGUUAUCAUGUUGUCUACAAAAUCUGUACCUAGAUUAACUCUUGGAAAGAGGACUGCGCUGAGCGUAGUCUCACCCUUGGUUUCCGGUGUUAGUUUAGCGGUUUCUUCGCUAGGAAGUCACUUCACGCGGGAUAGUGGGCGUUCAUUACUUGCAGGGGUCUCUGGCAUGUCGGAGGCAUUCUACACAUGGAUCUUCAAAACAGGCAGCGAAGCGAAUAUUGCGGAGGCGAGGAAAAUUAUCAGAUUACUUCUGGACACGACUGUUUUGGCUUGUGCACCGUGUAUCAGGGCAUCGCUAUGUGCCAGAGCUUUCGAGAUGCACUAUCCUCGUCUUACACUGUCUUCUGCAAUCGAACCCGAGUGGCAAGAAGGGGAACAGGCCAUUCUGAGCGUACUGACUACCCUUCGGGUAAUGACCCUGUCACCACAGGAUGUCUUGGAUAAUCCGACAAUGAGUUCUUUGGUUAUACUUGCUCACGAACAACAAAACUAUCCCCUACCAAAAGAUCUAUCCUCCAAGUUGCAUUCGAUGCUCAUGACUUCAAUUCAAAUGAAUUUCGCUCUCGAUGAGUCUCUCUUCCUUAUCUUUCGCUGCGUUACGCAAGAUCGCACACAGCCCGAGCCCGACUUCCCACCUGACCUUGCCACGUCGCUAUGCAUAGUUCUUCCCGCUUUGGCAAGCACGCAUCUUGACCCAUUCGUCAGGCAUUUCAGUCUUCGACUGAUUGCACUUAUUCUUGCGCAACUGCCAUCUGUGUUACAACAACAGAUCUUGAUAACCCUAGCAUCUGAUACGGAGUUUCCUCAGAUGCGGGCGGCCGCCAUUGGUCUUCUUAAGGGAUUCGUUCUAGAAGCACUGCAGGUCCCCACACCGUCAGGAGAACCAAACGUAUUUGCGUCACCACUGCUCAUAAGAUCCUUCGGACCGAUCCUGUUCAGGACGAUGCCGUCUGAUUAUUUGUCGACGGUCCAGGUGGCUGGCGAUAUUGAGAAAUCCUUGGAGCCCUCUCGGAUCGCAGAGGUGCUAUCAUUUUACUACGUAUUACUGCAAAGGGACAGGGACAACAAGACCGGUAUACGAGACCCGGAUAACAUCGCGAGCGUAGAAUCGUCAUUACUGCGGCCUUUGCGCUCUUUUCUAGAAAAGUGGUCGAACGCUAAGCCUGUUCUUUCUUUAAUCUCCCUGCAGAUUGGACUGGAAAGAAUAGACUAUGCCAAGACUAUGCUGUACAGAUCAUCCGAAGCCGGCAAUUAUGUAACGCACUAGGCCACACUAGGUCGCCGAGUGGAGUGCCCGGGAUAAUGAACGCUGCGCUGGCCGUUACUGCAGUCCGCGAACGCUAGUGAAAAUCUCUGGAGGGAACUUUCGGAUUGGACGCCAGUUGUCCGUUGUACGUUAAUGUUGAAACAUAGAAAGUAGGCACCGCUGGCCAAGGUUACGUUCAGACAUUCGGCUCAUCACAAAGCGUCCAAAUCAGUUUAUUCCCGUCAGAAUAAUCUGUAAUAAGUACCCCCCUUACAGAUUUAA